CUGUAUACAAACUUUGAUGAGUCUCUCAUUAUUAAACAAAGGUAACAGUCUCCUUUAAAUACACAAGCACCACAUUAAAGAGAGGAAAGAAAGAGUCGGACUCCAACAAAUUUCGAGCAGCAGCUGCAAGAGUCGAGAGAGAAAAAGAGAGAGCUAGCUGGCCAUGGAUGGUACGUUUGCUAUGGAUCAUCGAUAUGGAUUGGGUCAACUCUACAGCAUGCAGAGGACAUUCUUUUGGAGCAAAAACUCUGAGAUUCUCUUCUCUGGUUGGCCUGGAACCAGCUCUGGGAUGUAUUCGUUAGCCUUGAUCUUUGUUUUUAUUCUGGCUGUCCUUGUUGAGUGGCUUUCUCAUUGCAAAUUGAUCAAACCUGAAUCCAACCAGGUAGUCGCUGGUUUGUUUCAGACUUUCUUGCAUGCUAUAAGGGUUGGUCUUACUUACUUGGUGAUUCUGGCUAUCAUUUCUUUUAAUGGAGGUAUUUUCCUGGCUGCUGUGGCUGGACAUGCCUUGGGGUUUUUGCUUUUCGGUAGUCGGUCAUUCAAAAGAUCAACACCAACACCUCUUCCAGCUAAAACCGUUGAUGUUUAGUUCUCUUCCUGUUUUUCUUUGUGUUUAUUUCUUUAUUUUCUGUACAAAUUCAGCAUGAAACAUUGUAUUAUGUGCUUGAUUCCCCUAGGGGUUUAGUUUACUUGGCUUUAUGAACUUGUACGUUGUCUAUAAAUAAAGUAUUUGCA
Molecule: messenger RNA, 732 nt
Organism: Pistacia vera
Lineage: Eukaryota; Viridiplantae; Streptophyta; Magnoliopsida; Sapindales; Anacardiaceae
Product: copper transporter 1-like
Exons: 1
Coding region: 164-586 (140 amino acids)
Biological process (GO): copper ion transmembrane transport; intracellular copper ion homeostasis
Cellular component (GO): plasma membrane
Molecular function (GO): copper ion transmembrane transporter activity
Source: RefSeq, a predicted model, not a curated record